AGCAGCUCCAGAUCAACACCAGCAGCAGCACCAGACAGCAUCCUGCAGCCGGGAUCUGAGCACCAUGAGCGAGAGGACAGUGGGCACCGGGGCCGCCAGUGUUUCUGUGCUACACUGGUUACUGAGAUGAAUGGUAACUCUAUCAAGCAGACGUCGAGCAGCACAGCGCCCCCUUGUGGCUGGAGGGAGUUUUGUGAGCUUCACGCGAGUGCCACGGCGCGAGAGCUAGCGCAGCAUUACCGCCGUUUCGCCAGGACCACAGCGCCUCACGAUGUCGUGUCGCCCGAGAAGUUCGGCAAGCACUUCAGCGCCGCCUUCCAGCUUCACUUCUGCCACGAGGUGGCCAAAGAAGAAGCUCCGACGCCGCCCAUGAGCCGCCGGGCGCUCGUCACCUCCGGGGUGCUGGACUACCGGGAGGCGGGGCGGCCGAGCAGCGGCGCCUCCUUCGCUAUAUGGGUGCCUAAACAGGAGCGGGAACAGCCGCCGCAGGCCGCCACUACACACCGGGGUCAGGGGGCUCACGCUCCGGACUGUCCCCCCGCCCCCCACACCUCGCCCUUCACCUCGCGGGUCAACGUCCUGUCCAAGUUCGGGAGAAGCGUCCGCCGCCUCUUCAGGAAACGCUCCACGUCCGACGACUCCGCCCAGGACGGCUCCGUGGACGAAUCGGAGCGGCUCAGAGGCGGCGGCGCGGAGGCAUCGGAACACUCCGCCUCACUCCUCUGUCAGAACGUAGCGGCGGCGGCGGCGCCCUCCGGUGGCUUCAGACUGCGGAACCCGUUCCUCCGGAGCUGCCUGAGAACCAAGAGCACGAAGGCGUGGCCCGAGAGAGGGAGCCCGUGUAAGGAGGGUCACCUGCGCUACCUGGAGGUGGACGACACCAGUUCGGAUGCGACCCCGCACUGGAAGCGCUGCCGCCUGCUGGUCCGGAGGGCGGCCGACAGGUUCGAGCUGGAGCUGUACGACCCCCCCAAGGGCUCCAGUCCCAAACUGAGAACGCGCUGCUCUGAUAUACUGGAGCUCCGACCCUGCCGCCGACUGGAGAUGCCUGAUAACAUCAACACCUUCGUCUUAAAGGUUAAUCAGUGUGCUGGGAGUCUGAUAUUCGAGGCUGAUGAUGAGCAGCAGCUGAACUCCUGGACCACAGAACUGAGGAGCUGCAUCAGCACCAGAUCUGACGGUGUAGAUGCAGAGCUGAUCUGUUUUCCUGUAGCUGAGUCUGUAGCAGCAGUACAGAGAGAAAGCACCGAGUCCAACACCCAGGCUGCUCCCGGUUUCACUCUGCCGGAGCAGGGCUACCACAAGACGCAUCACUUCCUGUCCUCUUACCCAUGGUUCCACGGGCCCAUCUCACGCGUACGUGCAGCGUACCUGGUGCAGCACGCAGGGGUCAGAGGUCACGGUAACUUCCUGGUGAGGCAGAGCGAGACGCGCAGGGGGGAUUACGUCCUCACCUUCAACUACCAGGGUAGAGCCAAGCACCUGCGCCUGUCUCUGACUGAUUGGGGUCAGUGUCGGGUUCAGCACCUCCGUUUCUCCUCCGUGGUCGACAUGCUCUCACACUUCCGCGUCUGUCCCAUCCCGCUGGAGUGUGGGGCGGCGUGUGACGUCCUGCUGGCCAAUUACGUGCUGGCCACACCCGUCCAUUCAGGGUCGUGUUCUUCAGCAGGUUCUCCAGUGUUGGUUCCGUUCUCACGCUGCAGUUCAGAACCCAGUCUGGCUCACCUGGGACUCGAAGCGCCCGCCGGCGUCACCUCACCCGUGGGGGCCUCCUCGGGCCCCGCUCUCCCACCGCGCUCCGCCCCGGGCCCCGCUCAGGGCCCCUCCUUCGUCCUCCACCGCAGCGAGUCUGUGGGGCGGCGGACUCUCCUCCGACACCCGAACCCCCUCCCCCCGCUCCUGCACAGCCGGGACUCUGAUUACGAGCUGGAGCCGCUCAGCAGGGGCCACAAGAGGGCCAUCGAUAACCAGUACAUGUGCUUAUGAACCGCGGGGACGCACAGAAACACAGGGCCGGCGGGGGGCGCCAGAGAGGCCGGGACGCCGCACGAGUGCACGGGGAGAAACGCCACGCCCGCUGUGAGGUUCGGACGGGUCCAGAGAGGAGCAGAUUCAGCACUGACACACCCGACCACGCCCACCGUGAACGCUCCUCUGAUCCACUCACUGCUAGCAAAGUGUUAAGUGUCCUUUACUAACCAACACCAGCACAGACUGACCAGUUAACUAACACCAGCUAACUAACACCAGCUAACUAACACCAGCUAACAUCACUGUGUCGUACCUGUGUGUGUGUGUGUGUGUGUGUACAGGUGUGUGUGUGUGUAUGAUUGUGUACAGGUGUGUGUGUGUGUGUGUGUGUGUGUAUGAUUGUGUACAGGUGUGUGUGUGUGUGUGUGUGUGUAUGAUUGUGUACAGGUGUGUGUGUGUGUGUGUGUGUGUGUGUGUGUGUGUGUAUGUGUGUAUGAUUGUGUA
Molecule: messenger RNA, 2475 nt
Organism: Trichomycterus rosablanca
Lineage: Eukaryota; Metazoa; Chordata; Actinopteri; Siluriformes; Trichomycteridae
Gene: sh2b3
Product: SH2B adaptor protein 3
Exons: 8
Coding region: 127-1986 (619 amino acids)
Biological process (GO): intracellular signal transduction
Cellular component (GO): plasma membrane
Molecular function (GO): transmembrane receptor protein tyrosine kinase adaptor activity
Source: RefSeq, a predicted model, not a curated record